Messenger RNA from Homarus americanus (American lobster), 1914 nucleotides. RefSeq names its product olfactory receptor 6J1-like. Lineage: Eukaryota; Metazoa; Arthropoda; Malacostraca; Decapoda; Nephropidae. Gene Ontology annotation, biological process: G protein-coupled receptor signaling pathway. The transcript has 2 exons. Gene Ontology annotation, cellular component: membrane. Gene Ontology annotation, molecular function: G protein-coupled receptor activity. Bases 90 to 1673 code for a protein of 527 amino acids. The record is from RefSeq and is a predicted model, not a curated record.
CGCUGGCAGUCACUUGUUGUUAGGCGUCUGGUCUCAUCGUUACCUCUCUACCCGUCCCACCCACUCCUGCUAACCCCCACGCCACGCUGAUGGCAUGUCGCGUGGGUCAGUAUGUGAGAGGCGUGGUGGUUGCUUUCUCUCUUCUCAUCGUCCUCACCUGUAUCGGGAGCGUGGAGUCUUAUUCCUCAACGCUCACCAAGACUCAACCACCCACCUUCAACGCCUCGACACCCUUGCCUACUCAGCUGUCAACAGAGAGAGAAGGAUGUUGGCAACAGAUUAAACAGAUUUACACCAAUGAGAAACUACAAACUCCAUAUCAUCCUUAUACACUAGAUGAGUGUUCGCGGUGCUGUGCUGUGGUCCAACUCACGGCAGAACAAGUCGGCUGGAUCAGACUGACGACGACGUGUGGUGGCGAAGCUGUCAUGUGUCUGAUGGAGAUUCCGGAAAUCAGAAAGCGACUCACGCAAGACGUCUUCUGGUUAACAUCUAGUGGAGAAGAUGUGCUACUGUACAUGGGGACGCCCUCUGAUAUAGUGCUCACCUGGGACUACCUCACAGCUGAACAGAAAAUGCUUCAGGUCGUCUUUCAGGUGGUUAGUGUGGUGGUGUUAGUGACGACCCUCAUCGGUAACGUCCUGGUGUUGGCAACAAUGAUCACUUGUUCUGACAGAGAUGACCCCUGGUGGAUCGUCCGCACGUCACUCGCCAUCUCUGAUCUCCUGAGAGGAAUGUUCGUCAUGACCCUGGCCCGCCACAACUCCCUGAGUCUCAUGACUGGUGACCUCACCUUCUCUGAGCUACAGUACUCAGAUAAGGUCCUCGGGUUUCCUGGCAACGUGUACGAACCGCUGUUUGUAAGAAGAGAUUAUUCCAAUUUCUGUGGUAUUAUUUUUGCGGUCACCGAGAUCAUGUCUUUCCAGUGCCUUGGAUGGCUCACUUUUGAGAGACUUUUGAUGUGUAAGUACCCAAGAGAGAAGAGGUUCCUCACCCCCUCAAGGGUCACAUGUGUCGUGCUCUUCAUGUGGAUUACUGCAGUAGUCUUCCCAGUUACGGUCUUUCUGGGCCAAGAGUCUCCGAGGCACAGCUUCUUUGACUCUGUUACCAUGUUAACCUUAAUCCUCCCUAGUGAUGACCAGACCGGACUCAGCCUCGUGAUGUUCUGGAUCAUGAAUGUUUAUAUCAUGGGACUGUUUUGCUUCACGGUCAUAGCCUCUGUCCAAGCUUUGAUCAUCUUCUACGCAAAGUCACAAAAGGAGUUGGCUGAGGUGACGAGGAGUGCUCCGACGUCCCGAGCCAAACAGCGAGAGAUGGAUGACCGUCGCAUCAAGAGCACCAUGGCACUGAUCCUGGUGAUGUAUCUCAUAUCCGUCGUACCAAGAUUCUUCCUGAUCAUCCCUGGCCUCAAGACUCACGUCCGCUUCCUCUACUACAUAUUCUGGUGGCUCUUCGUGGGCAGCUCCUCCUGGAACUGGUACAUCUACAACAUGAGGAGCACCUUCUUCAUUCACCACUUCAUCACUCUCGUGUUGAGGUUUCCCUGGGUGCCGGCGGCCGUAGAGGUGAGGCUUCAGGCAAUGUUGGAACCCACCUCCUCCCUACAGUGGGGUCCGUUCUGGUACGAGCUGGACGCAGUCAUCCAGAAAGACGAACGAGGUCACAGCUUCUAAAUUUCAGAGCGAAUCACAGAGCUUUUCCCACAAGGAUGCUGCAAACAUUAGCUGUCCUCACAUUCUAAUAAUUUGUAUAUAUACAUUUGGUUCACGUGUGAUAUUCAUAUAUUUCUAAGUCUCUUAUAGGGUGUGUGUGUGUACAUACGUGUGUGUUAUAUGAAUUCUAAAUGAAUCCACCAAAAAGCAAAAUAAGGUCAGUAAUGUGUAAAUAUCAUUGAAAUAAAGAUCAUACAAAUUA